GUCUUUUUCCCAAAAUGCCCCCCGCGUCAGAACUUUUAGAUAUCUCCGUAAUUAUCUUUUCCUUUUAUUCGUCAUUAACCUUCUCCCCAAGUCUUUCUCUUUCAAUUUAUGACGGCAUUAUUAUACAAAAGCCCCAAAAUCUCUUCUAGGGUUUCACGAGGCUUUUUGAUUUGGAUUUGUGAGGUUUGGGGAUUUAGGGUUUUUGUUUGGUGUGAGAGUUUGAAUUUGAUGGCUACGGUGGGGGAGGAAGAUGUGGAGUACGAGAGUGAUCCAGAGGAGGUUAAACGAUCGCUGGCGAUGAGGAGGCGGGCGGCGGCGAGCGACGAUGAGGAAGGUGAAGGAGAGGGGAGGGAGAAAUCGAGGCCGGAUCGGAGGGUUCCCAUUCACUCUGAUGAUGAAUCGGACGAUCAGGGUGGGGCAGCGGAGUAUGAUGACGACGAAGAAUUGGUAGAAGACGAAGAAGAAGAAGAAGAGAUUGAUGAGGAAGAAGAGGAGGAACAAGAGCCUAUUCAUGAGGCCGCCUAUGUGGACAGAGGGCGUGAAGGUGAGAUUAGGACUGAGGUUUUGGCGGUGAAGGAAUCGGAGGGCGGUGAUGGGACGAGGUCUGUGGAUGGAGUGGUGGAUGAGCAUGGAGAGAAUCAGGCCGGGGAAGGUGAGGAGGAGGAGGAGGAGAAGAAGGAGAAUGAACCCUUUGCAGUGCCCACAGCUGGGGCGUUUUAUAUGCAUGAUGACCGAUUCAGGGACAAUGCCGGUGGUCGGAACAGGCGAACGCAUGGUGGAAGGAAGCUAUGGGAGUCUAAAGAUGACAGGAAGUGGGGGCAUGACAAGUUUGAGGAGAUAACUUUGCACGAAAGGCACCACGAAGAGGGCAGGAGACCUUCUAGGGGAAAUUUUCGGGGUAGAGGAAGAAACCGAGGUAUUGAUCGUGGGUACGCUACAGGAAACAGGUCUAAAGAGUAUGAGAAUAAUAAUCAGAGACCGGUACCCAAGGGUGUGAGAGGGAGAGGGCCCAGAAGAUAUGAACCUGCUUUUAGGAAUAACAGACAGACGCCUUCCACACAAAAUAGACAGUCUGGAAGGCCUGUUGACAAAACUUCACAAACUAAUUCAGAGAGGACUUUUGCUCCCCCAUCGAAUGCAGAAUCUGACUCAGUUCCUGCUAGGAAAAAUGUCUUUGCAUCAAGCCUGAAUUCAGCUUCUCCUCCUUUUUAUCCAUCAGGAUCCUCCAAUAAGGAGAUCAAUCUUAAUCAAAAAAGGGAUGCACAUGCUGGGAGUGCUAAGAGGAAUGCUCGUCCAUCUGUAUCAGAGGAAAAUUUUUCUGGGCGACAAACCAAUGCAUAUCUGCGAGGGAAGAAUGUAGCUCAAUCUGUUGGCGUUGGAAUGGAAAAGCUUUAUAUUGAUGAUUCGAAGAAUCCAGGAGCUGGGAAGACAUUGACCACUGUACAAAUGCCAUCAUCUGGGUCUUCAAUUGUCAACACUACUCAACCUUCUCAGUCUAGGGUUCAGGGAAGGGGUGCUGUCACAGGACAGAUGAGUUAUCGACCUGUCGUUUCUCAGAACCAGAUGCCAAGAGCUCCAUCACAACAGUUCCAUGCUGUUCAGCGUAAUCCCGUCCAAAAUCGGUCCCAACUAGCUCUUCAAGCUCCUCCCCAGCAGGUGGGACAACGCCCUGGAAGUGGAUCUCAAGCCUCCUCUCCACCUAAAACACCUGGAGAAGUUGAACCUGCAGAUUCAAGUAAAUCUAAAGGUGCACUAGUUGCAAAGGGAAAAGGCAGUGCUCAAGGUAAUGGAAGGGGAGCACUUACUUACAAUGGGGCUCAGGUUAUUGGGGCCUCUGGAGGCAUGGGUGUCAAUCAUGGAGAUCAGAACUUUCCUGGGACUCCUGCCUUUUUGCCUGUUAUGCAAUUUGGCGGCCAGCACCCUGGGGGUAUGGGAGUUCCUGCUGUUGGCAUGGCAUUCCCUGGAUAUGUUGCUCAGCCACAACUUGGUGGUGGUAUGGGAAAUUCUGAAAUGACCUGGUUGCCUGUAUUAGCGGGUGCUGCAGGAGCUUUAGGGGCUGCCUAUUGUCCGCCCUAUAUUACUGUUGAUGGUUCUUAUCAUGCUCGCCCGUCAGGACAGACAUCUGUGGGUUCCUUGAGCAAAGAAAAUAAUGCAAACAAAACCAAUAAUGAAUGGAAGCCUUCACAAAAACCUGAAAUAGUGGGCGAUGAUUAUGGGCAGCGACAAAACAAGCCUCGUAGAUAUUCACAGAUGAAUGUCGCCAGUGAAGUUCUUCAAAAUAAUACGGAGCUUGUUUGAUAAAACAGAUAAAGGUUCUAUCCUGCCCGAAUUUAACUUUUCUGUUAUUUUGGGCAUCGCAAAGUUCUGAGUUGUGAUCAUAUGGUGCUGCAGGCCUUCAUCUAGGCCCUUUGUGAUCUUCAGCUUAUGUUCUGGAGCACUUUGGGCCAAUGUGUUCCAAGAUAUCUUAGUUGUGUAUGACAAACACCUGCUCAUGCUGCACUCAAUUUAAGAUCAUCAAUAUUGCGGCUUGACGGGUGGCAGUUCCUUGUUUGAAUGUUCGGUUUUCUUGUGGUUUGGUUUUCAGUUGAAAAGCUCGUGAGAAAUGUAGACGGCUUUCUCAUAAACUACUAUAUAGAAGAAAAUUGGAAAAGUGCAAGAAUUAUUGUGCAGCAGCAGUUUGCUUAGUAGAAUUCAUCAAGUUCCUUUUAUCUCUAAAAAUGUUGCAUUGCAUUUUUAUUUUUUCUUUCCAUUUGUUAUGACCUUGGUGAUAGUUUUCAUUGCUUUGAGAGUAUUGGAAUUUUUCUUUCUUAGUUCUCCUGACUAUGGAACUAUAACGAUGCUGUAAUCAGAGUUGCUAUUAUAAGUCUAUUAUUGAUGUUUUUCUUGCUUUCUUA
Messenger RNA from Rosa rugosa (rugosa rose), 2894 nucleotides. RefSeq names its product protein MLN51 homolog. The record is from RefSeq and is a predicted model, not a curated record. Gene Ontology annotation, molecular function: mRNA binding. The coding region runs from base 109 to 2298 and encodes 729 amino acids. Gene Ontology annotation, cellular component: exon-exon junction complex. The transcript is spliced from 12 exons. Gene Ontology annotation, biological process: mRNA processing. NCBI's taxonomy places the organism in Eukaryota, Viridiplantae, Streptophyta, Magnoliopsida, Rosales, Rosaceae.